AUGGCUGCUCAAAAGACAGAAUUUACCAAGAUUGUAGAAAAUUUUAUUGCAGCGAUUUCAGACGAUUUGCGAGAAUUAAUUCACGCAAAGCCUGAAAUUACACUCGAAGAACACUUUGCACAUAAUCUUUUGACGGAUUAUCUUGAGAAAAAGAGAUUUAAAGUAACAAGAAAAGCAUACGGAUUAAAUACUGCUUUUCGUGCGGAAUAUGAAAGCGAG
This is a messenger RNA of Ambispora gerdemannii, 219 nucleotides long. Lineage: Eukaryota; Fungi; Glomeromycota; Glomeromycetes; Archaeosporales; Ambisporaceae. The record is from the annotation of a GenBank genome assembly.